Nicotiana tabacum (common tobacco) is the source of this 516-nucleotide messenger RNA. RefSeq lists its product as uncharacterized. Lineage: Eukaryota; Viridiplantae; Streptophyta; Magnoliopsida; Solanales; Solanaceae. The record is from RefSeq and is a predicted model, not a curated record. Gene Ontology annotation, molecular function: zinc ion binding.
AUGACAUCAAACAUUGCAGAGUCAUUGAAUGAUGUAACAAAAAAUGCAAGAGAGCUGCCGAUAGUAGAACUAUUAGAGUAUAUGAGGAAUCUUCUUGAACGUUGGACUAAUGAAAAGUUAUUGAAAGCAAAGAGUACAUUCACAUACCUUGGGUUUAAAUUCAACAAAGAGUUGGAUGACAACAGAACAUUGUCGUACAAGCUUAGAGUGAGGGCUUCAAAAGACUACAUCCAUACAGUAUUAGAUGGUGUGAUGCACUAUAUUGUUUGUCUUGAAAACAAGAGAUGUAGUUGUGGCCAAUUCCAGCUUGAAGAACUUCCUUGUCCACAUGUUUUGGCUGCUUUAAGAUAUAGGGAUGAGUCUUUUGAACAAUAUCGUUCUCCUUAUUACACAAGGGACAACCUCUUGCGUACUUAUGAAAUACAAGUAAAUCCCCUACCUGAUGAAAGCAAAUGGAAUGUGCCACAACAUAUAACUGAAGAAGUUGUAAAUCCACCUUCGGGUGGGAAAAGAUAG